Exophiala mesophila is the source of this 3258-nucleotide messenger RNA. RefSeq lists its product as uncharacterized. The coding region runs from base 1 to 3258 and encodes 1085 amino acids. The record is from RefSeq and is a predicted model, not a curated record. NCBI's taxonomy places the organism in Eukaryota, Fungi, Ascomycota, Eurotiomycetes, Chaetothyriales, Herpotrichiellaceae. The transcript is spliced from 3 exons.
AUGGAUCUGAUUCUCAAGAUUCAGGCUCUUCUGCCCAACCUCACUCGACUUCAUGUAUGUGUCUUUCGGUCACAUCGUCGUCAUUCACUAACCUCGCUUGUUCCAGUCGAAGAAAUGAUCACCCAGCCCCUCCCUUACCGCUUUUUAGUGAAACUUUUCCGCUGGUCAAUGUGGACAGAUGAAAUGCGCUCUGAUACGUCGGUGACGAAGAACGAACUUAUGGCGCGUGGAAGUCAUGUGUCAGAUGCUCCAUAUGGAGGAGGGGACCGACCAACUCGCCGGCCUCCUGUCGCGACUGUGACCAUCACAGUCACAGAAAGCAUGUAUUCCACAGGCUCUUCCCAGUCCAACAGUCGAGCACAAAACAGUGACACGGACGUGGAAUCUUCUCACACACCUCCAACUCUCACCGUUGUCGUCACCGUCCCAGCAACCACUGAUAUAACCCUCUCCUCUCAGUGGACCGGUCAGGAGCAGAACAGCAACACAACAGCAACCGUUGUUACAACUACAUCUGUGCCUGACGGCAUGAUUACUCGGACUGAUACUUCCUUUUCUACCGCCCCUACUGGUUCUAUGACAGGUUCAAACGGGACUACCGACUCCACCGACAGCCAGUCUAGUGGACAGGGUACUAUAUCGGAGCUAUCUUCUGCAACAAAUAGUGCUAUCACGGACACACCAAACUCCAUCUUUGUCCCAGCUGUAGCUUCAGCCGCAUCUGCUGCUUCCUCGGCUGCAUCAGCGAUCUCCGACGACCAUGGCGCUAAUACUGAUGCUUUGCACACUGCAUCCUCGAUUAUGAGUGCUCUUGCCUCCUUGGCCAGUGGCUUCUCAUCCACUGGCCCUUCAGACAAUACUGAAAAUUCUCUUGCACAACUCUCCUCUGUCGCAAGCGCAGUCUCGUCCAUUGCAGAGCUUGCAUCAGAGCUAGGAACAAAAUCUGAGGAGCUUCCGUCUGCUGCUCCGUUCAUCGCAUCUGCUGCCUCGAUUGCAUCAUUGGCCGCGUCCCAGGACUCUUCUUACGCUAGUGCUCUGUCCGCCAGCAUUUCGAGCCAAACCAGCGCCUUGCGCUCGAGCACGUUCUCCACGAUUGUAACAACGGUUCCAACAACAAUUGUUGGGUCUGACACGACUCUUACUACCGAGACUACUAAUGUGACAGUCAUCCAGAUCUCCUUGUCCGAUAGCCCUUCUGAGGCGGCAGGAACCACAUCACUGGCCAGCUCGGAAAGUCCAGAUUUGCUUACCACGUCUCUGUCUUCAUCCCCUUCUUCUUCCACUUCUUCUCUCACAUCAACUAUGUCUUACACUUCUUCUCUCACAUUAAGCACAUCUUCCGCUUCUUCCAUGACCACAACAAACGCCCCUUUGACUUGCCAACACGAUGUGCCUGCACCACCUCCGUACCCGCCACCAGACUUGGAAUGGAUGACUGUACCAGAGACUUAUACAGAGACUGACACCGACCCUGCGGUAAACCCUGCCACCGAGCCCGUCACGCAGCCCACUACAGAGCCUACCGUCGAGUCUGCCACCGAGUCUGCCACCGAGUCUGCCACCGAGUCUGCCACCGAGUCUGCCACCGAGUCUGCCACCGACUCUACCACGGGACCUAGCACAGGACCUAGCACAGGACCUGCCACAGGGUCUACCACCGCGUCCACCACCGCGUCUACCAUCACGUCUACUACAAGACCUGCCACCGAGUCCUCUCCUAGUAAUCCAACAACUACUACAUCUAUCGAGUCUACCACCUCAACCUUGUUGACCUCCGCCACGUCUUCUUCGUGUUCAUCGACGGUGUUUUCAACAUGUACGGAAUCCUGUGUUAACAUGAAUGCGUCCUCUACAACAACCGAGACGUGUUCGAUAACGUGUACAACCCUUACAGGAUGCCUUGCUAGUGUUUUCUCAACAGCCACAACAUCAAGUGCGACGGUUACUGUCGAAGCCUGUCAAGCCACACAAUGGUACAAUGGCAAGUUGUUUUCUGGUGGUACUCCCGACCGAUAUGAUAUGGGUUCAAAUGAUACGAUAUGGUCGGACGCAACUGAUCUGUUCAAUGGAAGUGGUCAAGAGAGGACAUCCACAACUAGAACCGAUUCGACUAUAAUGCCUCCCUCAGAUGCACCGACAUCAAAUUCUGACUCGACGUCGCCUUUUACGCCGGCCUCAAAUUCCACUUCUGUCUCGGCCUCAAUAACUACCUUGACAUCAACAACGAGUUCAAACCCGACAAGCUCCACCUCUGUUUCAACGUCGAUGACCCCUACCUCAACUACAACUUGGACGUCGAACUCGAGCUCGACGUCACCUUCGUCCUCAACUGUAUCACCAAGCUCAGGGUCCUCUUCUUCUACCGUUUCAAGCACUAAGCCUUCCACUACCUCUUCAAUUACCUCAUCUGAGGGGUUUCCAAUUCUACCAAGUAAGCCAACAAGUUACACCACACUUUCGACCUCGGCAAAUGGAGACGUCUACAGUGGCGUUGCUGGAUCGCAAGCGGGACACCCUUUCUGGCUUUCCACAACAUUGCUAGGCCAACGAUUCACUGCGACACGCACAGAGCGAAAUGGAAUGACCAAGACGAUUGAAACAUGCGAGGGAUGGAAAUUACCAGGCAUUACAACCUGCACGAACCAAUGGGCGGUGUCGACAGUCAUGCCAAUUCCACUGCCUGAGCAAAGGAUAUAUUGUCAACAGUGGAAUCCCGUUGGGCCGCUACCACGAAAAGGUCGGGUAAGAUGCGCCACGAAGGAAGAAGCAAACGACUUAUUUCAUACAUUUCAUAUCUUCCGCAGGGGGACGAUGAGGGAAUUUGCAAAGGACUUCUGCAAAGAACUCAUUGAGAAGAAGAUCUUCUUUUCGAAUGAUGGUUCUCAGAGGACUUUAAAUGGACAGCAGAAUUCGACGGGAGAAUGUGGGAGUUAUCGGGUCAAAAAUACCAAUUACCAGAUGGGCAUUGGGAUUACAUUUGACUCGGCUGCAUGUAACCGGGAUGGCAAGCAUUCCGAUGACAAGUGGCUCAGUGGGGUUGGAAUGAAAGAGUUUGGCCUGAAAGCGUGUGUGAAGGCUAUUGGAGAAGAUAUUCCAGGAAGUUGCCUGCUACCGGUACCGCCAGUAGUCGGUAGCUUUAUGAUUCAAGAUCUAAGCCACGGAGGAUCUUCGUGGCGGCAUUGUCUGCGCUUCUCUGCCAUUGGGUACAACAACAACAGCGGGCAAUCAGUUCCAGAUACCAUUCAUAUAUCUACAUAA